Molecule: messenger RNA, 4487 nt
Organism: Mobula hypostoma (lesser devil ray)
Lineage: Eukaryota; Metazoa; Chordata; Chondrichthyes; Myliobatiformes; Myliobatidae
Gene: ddx18
Product: DEAD (Asp-Glu-Ala-Asp) box polypeptide 18
Exons: 15
Coding region: 4-2058 (684 amino acids)
Biological process (GO): maturation of LSU-rRNA from tricistronic rRNA transcript (SSU-rRNA, 5.8S rRNA, LSU-rRNA)
Cellular component (GO): nucleolus
Molecular function (GO): ATP binding; RNA helicase activity; nucleic acid binding
Source: RefSeq, a predicted model, not a curated record
AAGAUGGCGGAUUUACACAUGAAGAUUAUCCGCAAGCGGUUAAAGAAGAAAAACGAGAAAAUUAAAAGCGCUAAUGUACUCGAAAACCCAAAAGAUGCCCAGUCCAUGUACACAUCCGUCUCACAUCAGGAAGGCUUUAAAGCUCUCCGCUUCUUUCUGGACAACAGACCUAACCAGGUCCUCUUCACCAGCGGUCCCCAACCAUGCGCGAGUGGGUCGCGAGGAAACGUGAUCCAGCAAAAGGAAGUGGAAAAUGAAAUCCCACCAGAAUCAGCGAAGACUGAAUUAAAAACUGCCAAGGUACCAAAAACUCCGAGCCUUGUGAAAGAAGAAGCUGAUCUGAAAUCUGUCUCAGAAAUCAAAAAGAAGAAAAGAAAGCGUGCAAGUAGCAUCCAGGAAGGUGAAGUCAAAAAGCUAAAAACUGGAGAAUUCAAUGGAAGGGGUGAACUGGAGAUGAACAAAGCUGAUAGCUUAGAGGUGGAGCAAGAUCAGAAGGAUGAGGUAAACGAAGAGAAACCUGAAGAUGAAGGACCAACAUUGCCUAUGGGCUUGACAGGAGCUUUUGAAGACAGUGCUUUUUCUUCCUUGAGUGACUUGGUUAGUGAGAAUACUUUAAAAGGCAUCGCUGAUAUGACCUUUACUCACAUGACUCAAAUUCAACAGAAAAGCAUUCGGCCUUUGCUGGAGGGCAGGGAUAUUUUGGCUGCUGCUAAGACUGGCAGUGGGAAAACAUUGGCAUUCCUUAUUCCUGCUGUUGAGCUGAUCUACAAACUGAAGUUCAUGCCAAGAAAUGGGACGGGUGUCCUCAUUCUUUCACCAACCCGGGAGUUAGCCAUGCAGACAUACGGUGUUCUGAAAGAACUAAUGGCACACCAUGUUCAUACUUACGGAUUACUCAUGGGAGGCAGUAACAGAACUGCAGAAGCACAAAAACUGGCAAAUGGAAUCAACAUCAUAAUAGCAACCCCAGGAAGACUUUUGGAUCAUAUGCAGAACACGCCAGGAUUUAUGUAUAAGAACCUGCAAUGCCUGAUAAUAGAUGAAGCAGAUCGUAUCCUAGAAGUGGGAUUUGAAGAGGAACUGAAACAGAUAAUCAGACUUUUGCCAAAACGGCGACAGACAAUGCUUUUCUCUGCUACACAAACUCGAAAGGUAGAAGAUUUGGCCAGAAUCUCUUUGAAGAAAGAGCCCUUGUACGUUGGUGUUGAUGAUGACAAAGAAACUGCAACUGUAGAUGGGCUUGAACAAGGUUAUGUGGUUUGCCCAUCUGAGAAAAGAUUCCUUUUGCUCUUCACUUUUCUGAAGAAGAAUCGUAAGAAGAAGCUCAUGGUUUUCUUCUCAUCAUGCAUGUCUGUGAAGUAUCACUAUGAGCUACUGAAUUACAUUGACCUACCUGUAAUGGCAAUCCAUGGCAAGCAAAAGCAGACAAAACGUACAUCCACCUUCUUCCAGUUCUGUAAUGCAAACGAUGGAAUAUUGCUCUGUACAGAUGUCGCUGCCAGAGGCUUAGAUAUUCCUGAAGUUGACUGGAUUGUACAGUAUGACCCUCCUGAUGAUCCAAAGGAAUAUAUCCAUCGUGUUGGUAGGACUGCACGAGGGCUUAAUGGCCAAGGACAUGCCUUACUUAUCCUGAGAGCAGAAGAGUUGGGUUUUCUUCGUUAUCUCAAACAGGCCAGAGUACCUCUAAAUGAAUUUGAAUUUUCUUGGAGCAAGAUUACAAACAUACAGUCGCAGCUUGAAAAACUAAUAGAAAAAAAUUACUACUUGCACAAAUCAGCACAGGAAGCUUACAAGUCUUAUAUCCGAGCCUAUGAUUCCCAUUCUCUCAAGGACAUCUACAGUGUCAGCACCUUGGAUUUGCCGAAAGUGGCUUUGUCAUUUGGAUUCACAGUACCACCAUAUGUUGAUCUCAAUAUAAAUGCCAGCAAAGGAAUGAAACUGAAGAAAAGAGGUGGUGGUGGAGGAUUUGGUUAUCAAAAGUCCAAAAAUGUUCGUAAAGCAAAAAUCUUCAAGCAAGUUGGCAAGAACAGAGGAGACACAAGACAGUUUUCUCGUUAGAAGGCCUUAUCACAACUGCAAUAUUCAUGAGCUACAUGAAAUAUGAUUUCCCCUAGGUUAACUGCCUUGGGCUAACAGGCUUGGUAACUUUCUUUACUAUAGCAGGUCAAGUUGACUCAUUGUUGCUGAACUUUCCUGUAAAGCUGUAUUUUUUUUAAUGUUGUGCUCAUUUAUAGAAAGUUAGUGGUUUAAAUGAAUCUAAUUUGAAGAUAAAGUUCAUCCUUAAACAUGUGACAGCUUCAGAAGUAUUUUGAAUUUAUAAUAAAUGUAUCAUUGAUAUUUUGUAAAUGACCACAUUCCCCUUUUUAAAGUUAAUCUGCAGUUGUCCCAAAACGUCGACUGUACCUCUUCCUAUAGAUGCUGCCUGGCCUGCUGCGUUCCACCAGCAUUUUUUGUGUGUUGCUUGAAUUUCCAGCAUCUGCAGAUUUUAUGUUUUUAAAAUCUGCAGUUGUGCUGUUUAUCAGGACAAGAGACUUCAAUAACCUUGUGACUUACUGAACAAGUAAUAGUUAUAUAAAAUUAUCUUGUCUUGAGACUGAACUAUUGCAUAUUUGCUCAGACACCACAAACAAGUAAAUUGAAAGAAUUUGAUGACAUUUAGUGGGCAUGUACACUUUUUAAGAAUCUUCCCAGGAUAGUUUUUCACCAUUUUGGUGGGUCCCAGCACAUCCUAGGAUGCAUCAGGCAGUGGGUGGGAAGGAUGAGUUUUAAGCCUGAGAAAUCCAGACCUCCGGUGCUAAAGGCAGACACGGACAAGUUCAGUUUCUGUUUGGAUGGAAAUGGUUAUCCUGUCCAUCUCUGAGAAAUUAGUCAAUGGCCUGGGGGAAGGUCUUUGACUACAGCCUCAGAUGUGACUGCCACUCAGACCACCACCAAAGACUUAGAUGUCUGGCUCACCAGUGUGGACAAGUCAGGCUACCAGGCAAGUUUGAGGUCUGGAUCUACCACUAUGGUAUCCUUCCCCAAAACCUCUGGUAAGAGGUAGCCAUGUCAACAGUUGAGGCUAUUAAAAAGCAGUGGCUACCUUUGAAGACGGCUGGGUCUCCUACAUAACCUGAGCAAUCUCCUCUGUACAGGAAGAGGAAUAAACUGCAGCUUCCUUUCAGAAGCCUGAAUGAGGAGUUUAUGGUUUCCUGUACAAGAGAAUUGCUGCUAUACAUAAAUCCUAGUGACCACGAAGUCUCGAUAGCAGGCGUCGAUGUCUGGACAGGCAGCAGGUGGAUGGCUGAGUCACACCUGAGGCACAGGGAUUUGGUAGGGACGGUGAUGUCUGGUCAGGUGCGGCUGAGUGGCUUUCCUUCAACUCACUUCAAAAGGGCCCAGGGUAGGGACAGAUGGUCCAGGAAGAAACUGUGUUGAAGUCCAGGUUGAACUGUGCAGCAGAUCUGAUCCAACAUCUGGCAGGCAAAAACCCAGCACCUCAAGUACAUAUUGAUCCCUUGGGAUCAAUAAAGUAUGACUAUGUAAUCCAGGCUGUGUAUGACAUCCUGCUUAGUGCAGCCAACCUUUUUGCUUGGGGCAUAAAAGAGGCACAAUUAUGUAGUCUCUGCCUUGGUAAAGAACACUGGAACAUAUCCUCAGCAGCUGCCCAAGGGCCCUGUGAGAAGGCUGCUAUUAGCACCAUGACCAGGUGCUGAGUGCACUGGCAGAUAGUAUCUCCCUAACCAUCAACAUUAAGCAUCUUCACCAACUCAGAAAAUACAGCCUUUGUCCAAGCGAGAGACCAACCAUGGCCUCAGCCAAGGUCACCAACAGGCUUGCUCACCACGGCAUCUGACUGGCAACUGAAAUUCAAUCUUGGCCAGCAACUGAAAUUUCAUAACUUAAUCACAUCAUCAUCACUGUGGCCUGACAUGGUCAUUCUAUCAGAAACCUUGAAACUGGUGGUUAUAGUAGAACAGACAGUGCCUUGGGAAGGCUGGAUUGAGGAUGCAUUUGAGCAUAAUAAGGCUGAUAGAGCAGUUGCAAAGAUGGGUUGAGGGCAUGAUGUGAGUCAGUAGAGUUGGGGGUGGAGAGGUUUUGCUGGCUUAUUGUUCUGCAGAACCCACUUCUUGGCAUUGCAGGGGCUGCAAAGAGAACAGCCAUCAGGACCAUCACAGAGGCUACUGAGCAAGCCUCCAGAUGGCUAUGGAUCAAGAAAUAUGACCCGUGGACCAAUGCUGCUGGAAUACAGGCCAGGGCCUGAUCAACCUUGGCUGUUCUGGCCAUUUGGAAUAAUUAUGAUGACCUCAGUUGCUAUUUUACUGAAAGUAGCCAUUACAAUAAUUGCAAAAAUAGAACUGUAUUUGAUAUAUUUAUCUCAAUCCUUAUACUGCAAUAACUUGUUUUGAGAUGUCAGAUUAUAAUUUAAAUGUGAACAUUUAGUUCAUUUGUAACAAAUGAUCAACUCCAUGGUAUUUUGAUAUAUAUAAAAAACAUGUAUGAAUUGA